Molecule: messenger RNA, 1804 nt
Organism: Rhinopithecus roxellana (golden snub-nosed monkey)
Lineage: Eukaryota; Metazoa; Chordata; Mammalia; Primates; Cercopithecidae
Gene: CTSZ
Product: cathepsin Z
Cellular component (GO): lysosome
Molecular function (GO): cysteine-type endopeptidase activity
Source: RefSeq, a predicted model, not a curated record
AGUGUCCCGGCCCGGCCGCCGCAGCCUUAAGGGCCGGGCGGGGCAGGGGCCCAAAGUGCGGGGUCGGCCGGGUGCGGGGCCGAGGCCGAGGUCGGGACGCGAUCCAGAGCGGGAGCCGGCGAGGGAUCUGGGACUCGGAGCGGGAUCUGGAGCAGGAUCCAGGAGCCGGCGCGGGACCAUGGCGAGGCGCGGGCCGGGGUGGCGACCGCUGCUGCUGCUCGUGCUGCUGACAGGCGCGGCGCAGGGCGGCCUCUACUUCCGCCCGGGACAGACCUGCUACCGGCCUCUGCGGGGGGACCGGUUGGCUCCGCUGGGGCGCAGCACAUACCCCCGGCCUCAUGAGUACCUGUCCCCAGCGGAUCUGCCCAAGAGCUGGGACUGGCGCAACGUGAAUGGUGUCAACUAUGCCAGCAUCACCCGGAACCAGCACAUCCCCCAAUACUGCGGCUCCUGCUGGGCUCACGCCAGCACCAGCGCUAUGGCGGAUCGGAUCAACAUCAAGAGGAAGGGAGCGUGGCCCUCCACCCUCCUGUCCGUGCAGCACGUCAUCGACUGUGGUAACGCUGGCUCCUGUGAAGGGGGCAAUGACCUGCCUGUGUGGGACUACGCCCACCGGCACGGCAUCCCCGAUGAGACCUGCAACAACUACCAGGCCAAGGACCAGGAGUGUGACAAGUUUAACCAAUGUGGGACAUGCAAUGAAUUCAAAGACUGCCACGCCAUCCGGAACUACACCCUCUGGAGAGUGGGAGACUACGGCUCCCUCUCUGGGAGGGAGAAGAUGAUGGCAGAAAUCUAUGCAAAUGGUCCCAUCAGCUGUGGAAUAAUGGCAACAGAAAGACUGACUAACUACACUGGAGGUAUCUAUGCUGAAUACCAGGAUGUCACCUACAUAAACCAUGUCAUUUCCGUGGCUGGGUGGGGCAUCAGCGAUGGGACUGAGUACUGGAUUGUCCGGAAUUCAUGGGGUGAACCAUGGGGCGAGAGAGGCUGGCUGAGGAUCGUGACCAGCACCUAUAAGGAUGGGAAGGGCGCCAAAUACAACCUUGCCAUCGAGGAGCUCUGUACGUUUGGGGACCCCAUCGUUUAAGGCUAUGUCACUAGAAGAGCCGUUUAAGAAAAGGCCUGGUGAGCCGUGAUCAGAGGGAGAUCCUAUGGUUGUGUGUGCCAGGCUGGCAGGUGGGAACAGGGCUGGCUAUCAAUACUGGAUGGCAAGGACAACAUAGUACUGGCUGAGAGCGUUCCUGAGGGUUGAAAAUGGGAUGACUUGGGAGGGGGGAGGGAUUGCAUUGGGAUUUAUACUUGAUAUAAAUGAUGAAUUGAUGGGUGCUGACGAGUUGAUGGGUGCAGCACACCAACAUGGCACAAGUAUACAUAUGUAACAAACCUGCACAUUAUGCACAUGUACCCUAGAACUUAAAGUAUAAUAAAAAAAUAAAAAAAUAAAAAAUAAUUUAAAAAAAUUUAAAAAUUAAAAAAAAAAAAGAAAGAAAAUGGGAUGACUUAAAACACUUGCACAGGACACAGGAGGGCUCUGCCUCACAAUGACUGCAGUCAGCCACCUGGUGAAGAAGUGAUUUGUGACCCAGCAAACCAUGGGACCUCAGUUUUCUUCCGUAGAGGGCUUGAUCUUUUGUAUUUGGCCACUGUGGGCAAUCAUACGGCAUGUGAGAGGUGAAACAGUUCAGACGCAUCACCGCUUCUUAUGUCACUUUGGAAUCAAGGGCUGGGGAGGGAGGGAAGGAGGGAGAUGGCAGUUUCAAAUCGCCCAAGUGAUGAAUAAAGUAUCUGGCUCCACACAAGA